AUGGAUGUUUUCGCAGUGAGCGAAAGUGUGAUCGCCCCCCAGGAGGAGAAGCCAGAUGGCAACUCCGGCGCCGAAGGUCAACCGCAGGAAGCGAACAAGUUCCAGCGUGCUAUUUCUGCUUGGAGAGGAAUCGAUUUGACUAAUACAAUCCCGAAAAUCGACGCUACUGCGUCUGAGAUUGUUGCGAACCAGCGCGAUGCUCUAGUGCAAAGAAAAGACCUUGCUCAGAAGACAAAGGACUUUAGAAAAUUAGACGAUGCAUCAAAGUUAACAGAAUACAAAGGACUUCUAAAAGCAUAUCAAACGUUUAUCGAUCUUUUAACGAAUCAUGGCAAGACAUCCUCAUCGUCUUUCCUACAACUAUACUCCUCCCUGUCCGAAGCGCCAGAUCCAUAUCCUCUCUUAGAAGCCUCGGUUGAUUCGCUCGUUGCAUCCGAAGACACUGUGCCCAAGUUGACGGCAGAAAAAGAACACCUGCAAAAGUCAGUGGGAGAUUUGACUAGCCAAUUGGAACAGACAGAAAAGCGACUGGAAGAGGAAAGCACCGCGCGCCGAAAUUUGGAAGAUACACAAGAUUCUAAGACCAAGGAGAUUGAAGCCUCGUGGGAUGCAGUAUUGUCGGAGAAAACCAACAACUGGGAAGCCAAGGAAAAGAGCUUGGAAGAAAAAAUCGAAAACCAGGACCGCUUGUUGAAGGAGUUGAAAGCAUCACUUGAGGUGUCGCAAAGACUCGACAAGGGCGAAGAAGUUGAUACAAGCCUCAACGCCGCCACAGCCGCAGAACUCGAAAUUGUUACGUCGGAUCUGGAGAAGACCAGCCUUCGUUUGGCCGAGGUCGAGGCGCGCAAUGAGCAAAUGCGACUAGAGCUUGCUCAAGCGGCAUCUCACUCCCAUGCCGAGCAAAAGUCUAUCGACGACGACCCUGCCUAUCUGCGACUCCAAUCCGAAAACUCGUCCUUGCUGCGAAAACUCGAUGCGGCCAGGUUCGACCGGGACACCGAAAGACACAACUGGGAAAGCAAAACCCGCCAGAACGAGCGAGAAGUCGCCAAUGCAUCAGCCGAGAAAGAAGAACUUCGCUCCAAGCUAGACAGAUAUGCCGACUACGAAGAGAUCAAGAGAGAGCUCGAGGUUAUCAAGUCUAUCGAGUUUUCGACCGGGGAUGAUGACGAUGUCGGCGACGUGCCGGAAGAAAUCAACAGCAAUGGGAACGGUGCAGCCAAAUCAAAAGAAAACACACUAGAGCAGCUAUUAAUGGCUCGCAACAAGAAGCUCACCAACGAGCUUACUAUUUUGCGAGUUUCGCAUCGAGACCUUCAAGGCCAAAUACAAACGCUGCAAGAGGAAGUUUCGAAGACGAGGACAGACCUUGAAAAGUCCCAGCAACUCUCUACAACACUUGAAAACGAUCUGUUUCGUUUACAAAAGGGAUCGCAUGCUAUCCCGUCUGCCGCGAUGUCUGUUGCAGGCACAUAUACUUCUCGCUACCACUCCUCCCGAAGAAACGGAGCAACCUCGCCAACUUCGUCGAUAAUCUCGGGCUUUGACCAAGGCGCUGCAUCCGCCAAUACUAUGGAAGCUAUUCGUGCUGGUGAAGCAGUUGGAGGCGGAUCAGGCCUUCUCCCAAUGAUCCAAGCGCAAAGAGACAGAUUCAAGCAUAAGAAUUCCGAAUUAGAGGAAGAGCUGUCAAAAACAUACGCCAACGUCAAAUCGCUCCGACAAGAAAUCGCUGCCCUUCAAAAGGACAACCUCAAUUUGUACGAGAAAACACGAUAUGUAUCGACGUAUAGUCGUGGCCAAGGCUCUGCUUCAACAUCAGCAUCAGUCCACGGCAACCGACCAAGCGCAGGGUCGAUACAACAUUCUAGCGAGACAUCUUCGGGCCUUACGCUGGAUAGGUACCAAUCCGCAUACGAAGCUCAAAUAUCUCCGUUCGCAGCCUUCCGUGGACGCGAGUCAACUCGAGCAUACAAACGCAUGAGUCUGCCUGAGCGUUUCGUCUUCUCAAUCACGCGCGUGGUCCUGGCGAAUCGCACAAGUCGGAACUUGUUUGCUGGUUAUUGUAUUGCGCUACACUUGCUUCUUUUUGUCAUGCUGUACAUGAUGAGUGCUGUUGAAAUCGAGAAACACCAUAUCGACAACCUUGCCAGCGGUGCUGCUGCUGCCGCUGCCGCCGCGGCCGGUGGUACUGGCGCUGGUGCUGGUUCUCGAAACGGUGGACAGUUACAAGGCGAUGAUUGGACGCAAGAAGGCUUCAAUUGA
Molecule: messenger RNA, 2262 nt
Organism: Talaromyces rugulosus
Lineage: Eukaryota; Fungi; Ascomycota; Eurotiomycetes; Eurotiales; Trichocomaceae
Exons: 4
Coding region: 1-2262 (753 amino acids)
Biological process (GO): intra-Golgi vesicle-mediated transport
Cellular component (GO): Golgi membrane
Source: RefSeq, a predicted model, not a curated record